Molecule: messenger RNA, 1331 nt
Organism: Radiomyces spectabilis
Lineage: Eukaryota; Fungi; Mucoromycota; Mucoromycetes; Mucorales; Radiomycetaceae
Exons: 2
Coding region: 94-1299 (401 amino acids)
Source: RefSeq, a predicted model, not a curated record
AGUUAGAAAUAAGCAUCAAUGAAAUUCUGUCGGCCCGAAAUGAAAUCCUCUUCUUUUGGUUCAUUCAUCCCUUGACCGACGUUUCAACCCCUCAUGCCGUCCUUGCGUCUCAUUGACGAUGAAAACGACCAGGUGGCUCCCGAUGUAACACAACCGUUAUGCUAUGUAUGCCAGAAACAGUUUUCCAACUACAUCUGUCCUCGUUGUAAUCUUCGCUAUUGCUCGUUAGCAUGUUACAAAGAUCUACAGCACGCUGAUUGCACUGAAUCGUUUUAUCGUGACAGUAUCACUGCAGAGAUUCAAUCUCGUGAUCUGGAUCAGGACGGCAAACGUCAAAUGCUCGAAUUGCUGAGACGAUUCGAAGCCGAGAAUGAUACCGCGCAACUGGAAGAGGAAGAAGGGGAGAAAGAUGAAGAAGACGAUUUAUUGGAGCGAUUUGGAAAUUUGGAUAUUGAAAAAGCUGAUAUGGAUGAAAUUUGGGAUAAACUGACCGAGAAAGAACGACAAGAAUUCCAAUCGUUACUAAGUCAAGAGACUGCGGCGGCAGACAUGCUAUCAUUACCGCCUUACCAACCAUGGUGGGAACAAAACGAUUCAUCCAGCCUGAUCCAUGAUUUGACAGAUGCGGAGGAUCAAGUCGACAAAGGAAAUAGCGUUCCUCCAUUACCUGUCGUUGCUGAAUUCGAAUCACUGUUCAAAGGGAAGCCUAGUUUACAGUUGACUUGGAAUAUGAUGAACAUCGCCAUGACGUAUUGUUACGCGAUGCGACGAACUUUGGGCACGUUGGAAGAAGAUCUUGCAGAUACUGUUCAUGUGAUCGAGACUGUUUCUGCACCUGUAUUGUUUCGAUUUUCUGGUGCAUGCGAUUAUGCAAAAGUGGAAGAUGUGGCGGCCGAUGCAGUGGAGGGAAUUUUGCGAUUGGAGAAUGAUAUGCAGGGCUCCCGUCGUACUCAAUUGACAUUGCUACUGCUGAACGACCUGUUACAAUUACUGCAACAUUCACAACGUCAAGAUCUGGUACGGGCACUGGGCCAUCUGUGGCAAACCUUGCAGACCGCUUCCCAGCAAUUGAAAAAGAAAAAGAUCUCCCUGGCGGCACGGAAGGCCUAUUUUCAUGUGUCUUUCGCAAUACAAGCGAGCAAACAACAAGGUCUAUCCUUCAUGGAAUCGAUGGUGCGUGCUGAGCGGGAUCGUUUACGUGUCGAUGAGGAAACGUUUACUCGUCAGGAACGAGCUGCAGCCGAAGCUUUGAAACAUACCCCACCUUCUGCGCAAAGCAGAAUCGUCGAACUCGUGUAAAUAAAUAAAAGCAUACAAAAGUUUAUAAAGCU